AUGAACACAAUCCGCUCCACAUUCUAUGGCUGGGGAGCAUUGAUCGUCGCUGGCGGUGGCUCUUACUAUUUCGCGAAACGACAGAUUAACAAGGACCGCGACGAACGAGCCGCAGCUAUCGAGAAAUCCAGACAACAGGCCGAGCGAUUACGAGCGCAGGAACAAGUCAUGCGCAACAAGGCUCUGAGUAGCACUGCCCCAGGGGAUAGGAUAUCACCGAGCGAUCGGCCCAGUCCCAGUGUAGAAGGCGGGAACGAUCCUGCGCCAACCGGACACGUGGACAAUCAUGAAAGCAGAUAUGAAGCGAAAGAGCCGUUUCGGAGUCGGAAAGGGGAUCGAUUCAGUUGAUGUGCAUAUUUUGGGUGAAGGCUGUCGCCUCGCUUCAGACGAUGGAAUGAUCACAGCAUAGCGAUGGAGCAUGGGGUAGAAAGAGCAUGGUGAAGACGAUGCAUAGACUGGAGUAUACGAUACAAACUGUACGAUACAGCCGAUGGGGUAACACCUCGUCAUUUCAAUCGGCCUGGAGAGCAUUGGCAGGAUGACUGCUCCCGCUGCGUUAUCAAUACAACUCCUCUCUUCGGAAUGAUCCCGAUAACAGCCACGAACGCCAUGCCGAUACCAAACCCAGUCCUGUGCUAGGUAGUGUAUACCUUCUGUUCUUGUUACAGUCCCGAACUCCUCUUCAUCUCCCCAGCCGCAUGUACGCCCCAGCAUAAUCAUCGAGACUUGACCCGGGCAGGCAAUCGCGGAAGCUCAGUGGGCGGCUACAGAAGGUCAGACACUGCGUUCAAGGUGUUUCUGGUCCGUCCUCGCACGUUGGCUCACACAGAAAGCAGUCCCGAGAGGAGCUCCCACAACUGUGCACCAGUAUAUCGUAGCAGCGGCAGCACCUAUUCGAUCUUGUCGAGUUUUGCUCAAAGUGCUGCGUGGGAGAUUUGCAUAUGAGCGGCGGCACGUGAGGUGGAGAGUUGAUCGAACAGAAAGCAUCUUUAUAUGGAGUCGCGCAAAGAAAUGAGUGAGGUGAUGGUGUCGAAUACUUAAGGUAAGUGUGGUUGCCGACGUUGCGCUGCAG
Sphaerulina musiva SO2202 is the source of this 1072-nucleotide messenger RNA. RefSeq lists its product as uncharacterized. The transcript is spliced from 3 exons. Bases 1 to 348 code for a protein of 115 amino acids. Lineage: Eukaryota; Fungi; Ascomycota; Dothideomycetes; Mycosphaerellales; Mycosphaerellaceae. The record is from RefSeq and is a predicted model, not a curated record.